Molecule: messenger RNA, 2361 nt
Organism: Babesia sp. Xinjiang
Lineage: Eukaryota; Apicomplexa; Aconoidasida; Piroplasmida; Babesiidae
Gene: rpl3
Product: 50S ribosomal protein L3
Exons: 15
Coding region: 1-2361 (786 amino acids)
Biological process (GO): mRNA splicing, via spliceosome; nuclear-transcribed mRNA catabolic process; translation
Cellular component (GO): ribosome
Molecular function (GO): RNA binding; structural constituent of ribosome
Source: RefSeq, a predicted model, not a curated record
AUGGUGCUGCCUUUAGCCAUACUGAGGGCGGGAAAGAGUCAACCCGCGCUCAUUGAACUCAAGAGCGGGGAGACGUACAGCGGAAUAUUGUCAUCCUGUGAUGUAUUUAUGAAUGUGCACAUGGUUAAUGCCAUAUGCACGUCAAAGAAAGGCGAUGAAUUCUGGAAACUUAGUGAAUGCUUCAUUCGCGGGAACAAUGUCAAAUCAUUCCGAUUACCAGAAGAAGUUGCCACGGUGGCACUAGAAGAAUCGAAAGCCGCGGGUUUGUUUGUGGAACUUCCUAAAGCCAUACGUCUGCAGCGAAACCUUCCACUUACAACUCAAGAGGAAGGGAUCGAGGAUCAAAUAGAGGCAGGAGAGGAAAUACUUACCGCGGCCACUUCAAACGGUAAUCGCAUGGCCCGGGGGAGAGUGCAUCGAGUACGCAGGCAGAAUUUGUACAAAGAAGAUCGACUAUCAGACGCAUCAGAACGAGAAGUGCAGUCCGGCGCAUCCAAAGGAUCUGACGCGUCGCCUUCCGGUGCAGUCCAUGAAGAGGCAGAUGUCACCCGGGUUGCAAAUACCCUCACCGAUGAAGCAACGUCAAAAAUUGAUGCAGGAAUUGUAAACAUGGAAGGAAAUAACGGAAUGUCGCAGAUAGAACAAGAAAAAUCUACUCUACCAUAUGAUGAAGGGCAACAGCAUAUGCAUUCUGACGAAGCCGCCGUGCGUUCUGACGAAGAACGAAUUGCAGCAUUCCGAAUUUUUGUUUCAAAAUUGUCAUACGAAGCUACGCGUGAAGAUUUAGAAGAAUAUUUUAGUCAGUUUGGUAACAUCACCGAUGUUCACAUACCACGCCAACCUGGAAACCCCGCUCUCAACAAGGGUUAUGGUUUUGUUUCUUUUGAAGAUGAAAGUACGCUAAUGCGAGUCCUCGACACGCGCUCGCAUGUGGUACUCGGCAGGGAGGUUAUGUUAGAUCGAGCUACUGGGCAAAAAUACCAUACCAGCUCAAAAGUAUCGGAGGACGGGAACGCACGUAACAGGGAUAAGUACCCGCGAUACAAGCGUCAGUACGACGGAAAUGAAUCGAGGUUGGACAGGUAUUACAGGAGAGAAAGGGAUGACCGUUACAGGUGCGAUUACUAUCCAGUAGAUCGACGCACUUACGCCAAUCCUGUCAGUUAUGUUCGAUCAUACUCUGGAUUCGACCCACAUAAACCUGUUAGCUACGUGUUUACCGGGGCCUCAAAACCGGACCAUUACGGAGCCAUGGAGUAUGACAACCGUUACGCUCCUAGGACUGUGAUACCGGUUAAGACGAGAACUCGCACCGUACCCAAACUGUUCAUCGGAAGAUUAGAUCCGGACACCACGGUAACUACAUUGAGGAAUUACUUCUUGCGGUUCGGCGAAAUUGCCGACGCAUACAUACCGCCUAUUCUGGUUGCCGCGCUGGCGCAUUCUCAUGUGUUAUUCUCCGCGCGUUCCAAAAAUCGGACAGCGCGACGCUUUACGCUAAUACCAGACCGCUAUACAGAACACCGUAAACCCUCUCCAGCUUAUGUAGCCUCUAACCCAAAAGAAUUAUUAAACAUUCGUCGAUCUGACAAAAGGUUUGCAGGAAAAGAACAGAUUCCAAGCGAUUUUACACUCACACCUCGUGAUAGGGUAGUAAUUGCCAAGGACCCCUCGGAACCCAGGCCGUACCUCUGGAAUGUGAACUGGCCUGAAACGGAGCGCAAGAUUGAGUUGCGGGCCAUAAAGUAUCACGUAGGUCAAAUAUGGUCACCUGACGGGCAUGUGGAAACGGUUACCGCACUGCAAGUCUUACCGUGCGUAAUUUGUGAAUUUAUGGAUUUUGGAUAUGCUCUUGUGGCAUAUGGGAGACCUACCUGGGAACGACGAUGGAACCGCCGUAGCGAACUUGGCAAACUCUUGAAGAACUCUGCGAAUUUUGCGUGUAUGAAGCCUGUGAAAUUGCAGCCACCUCAAGAUUAUGCAUUAGGACAAAUAUUGGACGUAUCCGCCUUCGCCGGUUGUACCCAUGUGAAAGUUACUGGAGUAACCAAGGGCAAAGGUUUUGCCGGUGUUAUAAAGCGAUAUGGAUUUGCCAGGGGGCCCAUGAGCCAUGGAUCCAAACAUCACAGGAAACCCGGGUCUAUCGGAGCGUCAACAACGCCGGGACGUGUUAAACCGGGCAAAAGAAUGCCAGGGCGCAUGGGUGGGAAGCGUUGCACUUUUAGAAAACUUAGAGUUCUUGGAAUCAAUCCGGAAACGUCUUUGAUGUACGUCAAAGCCCUUGUGGCGGGCGCCAGGGGGAGCUACGUAUCAGUCAUGUCUGAUAUGCAAACACCAAGGCCAGAUAACAUUCUUAAAUGA